Molecule: messenger RNA, 3150 nt
Organism: Guillardia theta CCMP2712
Lineage: Eukaryota; Cryptophyceae; Pyrenomonadales; Geminigeraceae
Exons: 4
Coding region: 1-3150 (1049 amino acids)
Source: RefSeq, a predicted model, not a curated record
AUGCCGCAAGAAGAGUGGCGAAGAAUCUCCAAGUCAGAACUCGAUGCUCUGGAGCGCGAUGCCCGUAUGGCCAUGAGGUGGGCGGAGGAGGUAAAGAGGCUCCAACGGGAGGUCCAACGCCUUCGGUCGGUCGGCGUCUUGCCCAGCCCGAUCGCCUUCAAGGGUAAGCGCAAUGAUCGUGAAGACCUGAAGGAGGGAGGAGGGAGAGCGUUUCAGCUCAAGAGCAUAGAGAGGCGAGCUUACGAGGAAGCUAUCAAGGAGCUGACCAAGACCAAUGACUUCUUGCUGAGGGAGGUCAAGGUCCUGCAGGGGAAGCUGUCUGAGACGCCCAGUCAGAGUAAUGCUCUCUCCGAGACCGGGAGAUCGAUGAUGCUGUCCUUGCGGAACCUCACGAGCAUGCGGGUCCAACAGUCGCCGACGUUGAUGGAGGGGGGCGAUGCGCUCAGGGAUGCGGAGGAGAUGAAGGGUAGGGCGAGGAAGGACUGGCUCGCGUCCAAGAGGUUCGGGAAGCAGGCGCUCUCAAGGGCGCAGGGGGAUGCUGGUGUGCCUGCCGUGGGGAAGAAGGCUGCGUCGGUGCAGACAGAAGAGCAUCUGAUGGUGGAUGAGGAGCUGGAGGGGACUUUGGAAGCGAUGUUUCAGAGGGAAAGAGCGCUAAAGCAGGAUCUGCUAGACAAGAACUAUGAGCUGACGCUGGAGAUAGAGAAGAACAAGGUGGUCCAGGAAUUCUGCAUCAACCUACAGGACUCCAUCGACGACCUUGAGUUCAAGCUGUCCGUCCUGAACGCAGACCUCUUGAAGCGAAUGGAGGAGAACAAGUCAUUGGAGAACGAGCUGUCGGCGCUGAGGGACAGGCAGAAAGCUCAAGUCAUCAUGGAGAAAGACAUCGAGGAGAAGGAGUCGAGGAUCAGGGAGUUGCUCCGUGACGUAGAGCACCUGGAGGACGAGAACAUGGAACUGACAUAUCAGUCGCUGGAGGCGAUAUGGAAAGGUUCAAUCUCCAGUGUGAACCCGGUGUACUUUGCGGACCCACAGCCGACAAAGUUGGAAAGGAUUCUUGCAAAGGCCAAGGGCACCAAGGAGCCACCGGGAGGCGGGAAGCAAGGGAGCGCGGGGCAGGAGGACGUGCAGGCAGAGCUGAUGGAGGCUGUUCUGAAGGGAUUCCAGAGCGUCGCUUCCUUCCUGUCGUGGGCCGAGAAGUUCUCAUUCGUCGAGCAAGGGAUGAAGCUGAUUAGCCUGCGGGCCAUGAUCGCUGAGUUCUGCAAGCUUGAGGGCACAGCGGGGAUGGAGGAGGCGAGAGCGGCUGCACUGUUCAGGUCCAUCGGACUGAGCGCGGACAGUGACGUGAUCAUGGACGUGUUCUGCCGGCUGGUCAGCAGCUCGGUCAAGGGUUCUCCUCGCCCUCCAGUGAAGCAAGGAGGGAGGUCAGACAGACCGAGCUUGCAGGAGGACAUCAGGGAGGAGAUCGAGGAGGACCUGGAGGAUACAGAACUUGCUGAGGAGCAGCUGGGAGAGUCCCACCUCUCUGGGUCGAUCGACCACGAUGACAGUGUCGGUGCUCUGUGGAGCCUGGUGAGUGUUGGGGACUCUAAGGACACCUUUGCUCGGAACCGCGUGUCGUCGGUCGACAUGAGCUCUAUGAAGCACUUACUGGAUGAGAGGACUUUGGCCCUUCUGAAGGACCAGGGGCGCUCCUGGCUGGUCCAAAAGCUGCAGAACAUCUACAAGCUGGCUAAGGCGGGGAGGUUCCCCAACCGGUGGGCCUUCUUCGACAUAGUGACGACGAGUAUCAUCCUCCCGUUCGAAUCGGAGGUGAACCAACUCAAGUUUGCUCUGAAGAAGCAGGAGGAGCUGUUCGCCGAGCGGGUGAGGAAGGAGCUCUGCAACAUUGCGAGCAAGCUCGAGCAAUUCAAGGACGAGAGGAACAGGUUGGAGCUGGAGCGAGACAAGCUCAAGUCCGAGCUCCGCGCGGCGAGCGAUGCUGUGGAGAGGAUGAGCAUUGAGCACAAGAAGGUGAGCGGUGUCGUGCGGCUCCUGAGCAUGAGCGCCAUCGAUCGCUUCGUCUUCCUAGGAGGGAAUCGGAGGGUCAAGGUGGCCGACACGCUGGAGGCAGCCAAACCCAACGUGAUCUUGGAGCUGCAGGAUGAGACGAAGCGGCUCCAAACUGACUGCAGGGCUUACAAGUGCUGCUACCGCCUCCUCCUGGAGGUCUGGCACAGCAUUCCCGGGAGCGAGCAGGUGAGGCUGAUGGAGGAGCUGUCCUACCUCCGGGUGCAGCACGUGCAAGUCAUGGAGGGAGCGUAUCUGGAGAUGGACAGGAGGAUGAUAGACCGGGUCCUUCAAGCGAGCUAUGGCAGCACGGGAGGGGUCUCCGAUGCCGUGGACGUCACGGACACCAUCGUAUCGCUCGUGAGGGAAGGGGGGAUAGAGACCUGCCUCGUCGACGAUGCGCUCUUCAAGAUCAAGAGCAAGAGGGGGACUCGCCAGGAGGAGGACGCUCCUCCUCCUCCUCCUGCUCCUCGGAAAUGUCUCAUCAUAGCGUACAUACAAGCUGACAACCAGCUGCUUGCAAGCGAGGAAGUCCCCAUCCGCACCCACCCUGACGAGCUCGUAGCCGACGCGCUGCAUGGCAUAUCGGAGAUGCUGCUAAGGUGGGGGGUAACGGUUGACGAGCUCAUGGACGAGGUCAGGAGCUCCCACGACCCGCCGCUGUCGCGGGACUUGAAACUGAUCAGCUGGGAGAAAUUCUUCGAGGUCAUGCAGAGGAUGCCGGUGGAGAUUGGGGGGGAGCAGGAGUUCAAGCGCAUCCUCAGCAACAGUCAGCUCAUCGUGGACUCCAACAAGGUCCACCUCUCUGUCCUCCAGAGCCGCCUUGAGACGCACUACUGGUUCCUCGCCGCUCGCAGCCGGACGGGAGGAGGGGAGGGAGGAGGAGGAAGGAACUUGGGCCUGCAGGAAGAGGUUGGGCGGCACCACCUGGACCUGCAGUCCUCCCGCCGUGACAACUUGAUCGAUGCGAGAUCACGGCAGGACAGGAUGGAGAACAGAGUUUGCUUGCAGGCACUUUUCAUUCAAUCCUUGCAGAUCCUGCUGGGGAUAGAGAAGGAGCGCAGCAAGGCAGCACGUGCGGCAGCCGCUAUUGCGACAGGGUAG